AUGGCUGGUGGUUUAAGAGAGAUUGGCUUUGUUGCCACCAAAUCUGACAUCUCAGUCUUCAUUAAGGAAUUCAGUGGACUAAAGACCUAUGUGCUUGUGUACGUUGAUGAUAUCAUAGUCACUGGAGAAUCCCCAGAAAUUGUGAGGGAUGUCAUAGCAAAGUUGAAUGCCAAGUUUGCCUUGAAAGACAUGGGAGAUCUCCAUUACUUUCUUGGAAUCCAAGUGAAUAAAACGUGUGAUGGGGGGCUAGUGCUUACUCAACAAAAGUACAUUGGUGAGGUCCUAAAGAAGGCUGGCAUGGUGGGCUGUGCACCGUGUCACACUCCUUUGCCUUCCACAACAAAGAUCACAGCCCUUGGAGGAUCAAGCUUUUGUGAUCCACAGCUGUACAGGUCAAUCAUUGGCAGCCUGCAAUACCUGACCAUAACAAGGCCUGAGAUAUGUUACAGUGUUAACAAGUUGUCACAGUUUGUGCAAGCUCCCCUAGAGUCUCAUUGGAGGCUGGUCAAACGCGUGCUAAGGUAUCUCAAUGGAACAGCCAGCUAUGGCUUGCAUCUGAAACAGGAGAGUUCCAUGGGAAUAACUGCAUACAGUGACUCAGACUGGGCUGGAGAUCCAGAUGAUAGGAAAUCCACCAGUGGCUAUUGUAUAUUUCUUGGAGCCAACCUAAUCUCUUGGGCGUCAAAGAAGCAAACAGUAGUGGCCAGGUCAAGCACUGAAGCUGAAUAUAGAAGUAUGGCAGAGGCAGUAGCAGAGCUGUCCUGGAUAAAGACUAUGAUGAGUGAGCUGUAG
This is a messenger RNA of Arachis ipaensis, 792 nucleotides long. The record is from RefSeq and is a predicted model, not a curated record. NCBI's taxonomy places the organism in Eukaryota, Viridiplantae, Streptophyta, Magnoliopsida, Fabales, Fabaceae.